UCGUCCGCACAGCUAUUUAAACAUUUUACUCUAAUUUUUGUAAGUCAAUUUAGUGUUGCUUUGUCUACUGGAGCUUUAUGUUUGACAUCACUUUUGAUAUAAUACAUAUGGUCUAGUUCUAUAUCAAAGAAGUGUAAUAUCAGAUAUAAUUGUGAUAACAACCAUGACAUUUUGUAAAGCAAUUUGAGAGAUAAAAAAUAUUUGUAAUUUGAUACGUGACUAGGAAUAAAACUGAGUAGACUACUGUUGUAGCUUCCAAAAGGAUAUAACUAUGUGUAUGUGAUAAAUAUAUUGCAGCGUAUUUUUUUUAAAAAAAUGUGGUUUAAUUGAUUGAUGUCAACUUUUUGACUGAACGAUGGAAGCGCAAAAGGGCAAUGCUCUUGAUAUGGGUGGAGAAAACACUGAUUCCCCUGAUAUUAAGACACACGAAUGUGCUGUUGUCGAGGUGCACGGAAAGUUUCAAAUGUCAGAGAAAAGGAUUUUGAAAAACUUGGUGGUGGUUAGCAUUGCGUUUUUACUUUUGUUUACAGCGUUCCAGUCCUUACAAAAUCUUCAAAGUAGUUUGAACAAGGAGGAAGGUCUUGGUACUAUAAGUUUAUCAGUGAUUUAUGCGGUAGGAAUAAUAGCGGGGAUUUUCUUACCUCCACUUGCGAUAAAUAUUCUAGGAUGUAAGUGGACAAUGGCGGCCAGCAUUAUUUGUUACACUGUCUUCAUUGCAGCCAACCUCUACGCAGUAUGGGCAACGAUGAUACCGGCUUCCAUAAUUAUCGGUACGGGGGCAGCAACACUUUGGGCAGCGAAAUGUACGUACUUGACAAAUAUUGGUUCCUGGUAUGCUGAAAAAACUAAUUCAUCAAAAGAAGGAACUAUAAGCGCAUUCUUUGGAGUUUUCUUCAUGAUUUUUCAAUCAAGUCAGAUCUGGGGAAAUCUGAUUUCUUCCACCGUGUUCAGUCAGAGGAUUCCAGAUAAUUUAAAUAUCUCGGCUGAAGUACUGGCGAAAUGUGGGGCUUCGUACUGUCCCUCUGAUUAUAUUAACAAUACGUACCUCGAUAAACCAGCAAUGUCAAAGGUUUAUACAGUCUGUGGCAUAUACCUCGGCACUGCUUGCUUAGCUAUAUUAACAAUCGCUAUUUUCCUAGACAACAUUCGCCAUGAAACAGACGGACGCGAGAUGAGCACGAAACAACUGCUUGGAGCAAUUGCACGACAUUUCUAUAAUUCUAAGUAUCAAAAGUUACUGAUACCUCUGACCGUAUACAGUGGCAUUGAACAAGCUUUUAUUGCAGGAGACUAUACCAGGUCGUACAUCAGCUGCACUAUCGGUGUAUGGAAUGUCGGAUAUGUGAUGAUAACUUACGGAGUGGCUGAUGCAGCUUGCUCAUUGAUAAUAGGCCGGCUGGUAAAAUACUUCGGAUUCCUACCAUGGUUCAUUCUAGCAUUCAUUUUACACGGCGGUACAAUAAUAACAUUGUUGGUGUGGCAACCAGAUCCUGAACAUCCCGGAAUAUUCUACUUGUUUGCGAUAUUGUGGGGUAUAGGCGACGCUGUGAUACAGACUCUUGUCAACGCUCUGUACGGUCACUUGUUCACACACAAUCCCGAGUCAGCAUUUGCUAGUUAUCGCCUAUGCGAGUCGGCAGGCUUUAUCAUCGCUUUCGGUUACAGCAGCUAUAUUUGUACUUACAUCAAGAUCUACAUCAGUCUUAUCUUUAUUAUAGUCGGAGCAGUAUUGUAUGGUGUUGUGGAAAUGUUACAGAGAAAACAAAAGCGAACUGUAAUUGGCAGUACAAGUUAAUUAGAGGACUCUCCUUGAUGAAACAUAAUGGUAGUUUUCUACUACCAACUUAUUAUUUACAUUGCGGAAGUCAAACAUACAACAUUGAGGGACAAACAUUUUAAAUGA
Ruditapes philippinarum (Manila clam) is the source of this 1903-nucleotide messenger RNA. RefSeq names its product protein unc-93 homolog A-like. Gene Ontology annotation, biological process: regulation of muscle contraction; regulation of potassium ion transport. NCBI's taxonomy places the organism in Eukaryota, Metazoa, Mollusca, Bivalvia, Venerida, Veneridae. The record is from RefSeq and is a predicted model, not a curated record. Gene Ontology annotation, cellular component: striated muscle dense body; plasma membrane. The transcript is spliced from 7 exons. The coding region runs from base 356 to 1795 and encodes 479 amino acids. Gene Ontology annotation, molecular function: potassium channel regulator activity.